UGCACCUUCCUUCGGCUGCAGCGGUCCCGCGCUCGCUCGCACUCCUCCGGGCGACCGCGCCCCCGUCCGUCGCCAUGGUCCCGCCGCGGCCGCCGUGGGCUGCGCGCUGAGCCGCCCGGGUCCCCGAGCGUGGCCGCCCGGGCCGCCGCGUGCACGCACGCCAUGGCCCCGACCCUGCUCCAGAAGCUCUUCAACAAAAGGGGCGGCGGCGCGGCGUCCGCCCAGGCCCGGCCGCCUAAGGAGGAGCCUGCCUUCAGUUGGUCAUGUUCGGAGCUGGACCUGAGCGACAUUCGCCUGAUAGUGUACCAGGACUGUGAGAGGAGAGGCAGACAGGUCAUGUUUGAUUCCAGAGCCGUUCAGAAGACAGAAGAGGCAGCUGCUCAGAAAGCAGAGGAUGUCCCUGUUAAAAUGUCAGCCAGGUGCUGUCAAGAACGCGGGAGUGUUGGCAGCGGCGGCAGCAGCUCUUUCCACAGCUCUGGAGGAUCUUUACAGCACGCUAAGGAGCAGCUUCCGAAGUACCAAUACACAAGACCGGCGUCCGACGUCAACAUGCUUGGGGAAAUGAUGUUCGGCUCUGUUGCCAUGAGUUACAAAGGCUCCACCCUGAAGAUACACUACAUACGUUCUCCUCCACAGCUGAUGAUUAGUAAAGUCUUCUCGGCUCGAAUGGGUAGCUUCUGCGGAAGCACAAAUAACCUGCAGGACAGCUUUGAAUACAUCAACCAAGAUCCUCAGGUUGGAAAACUGAACAGUUUGGGUCCCUGUCGCGCUGGAAGUAACCUAGGUCUGCUGCAGGCAUGCAGCGGCAAGCUGCUGCAGGGGGUGUCCGAAGGAGGACCGCUCCGGCUCACCCGCAGCGCUUCUUUCUUUGCAGCACACAGCACACCGGUUGACAUGCCCAGCAGAGGUCAGAAUGAAGACAGGGACAGCGGCAUUGCUCGAUCAGCUUCGCUGAGCAGCCUUUUGAUCACACCCUUCCCGUCCCCAAGCUCCUCUACGUCCUCUUCCAGCAGCUAUCAGCGCCGCUGGCUUCGAAGUCAGACGACGAGUUUGGAAAAUGGCAUCUUUCCAAGGAGGUCAGCGGAUGAGACGUUUAGCUUGGCUGACGAAGCCUCUAGCUCCAAUCCAGCCAUAGUGAGAAGGAAGAAAAUUGCCAUAAGCAUCAUCUUUUCCCUGUGCGAGAGAGAAGCAGCACAGCAGAACUUCCAGGACUUCUUUUUCUCCCAUUUCCCCCUGUUUGAAUCUCACAUGAACAGGCUGAAGAGUGCCAUUGAGAAGGCCAUGAUCUCCUGUAGGAAGAUCGCAGAAUCAAGUCUCCGUGUCCAGUUUUAUGUGAGCCGUCUGAUGGAAGCUCUGGGAGAAUUCAGAGGGACUAUCUGGAACUUGUAUUCUGUUCCAAGGAUAGCCGAACCAGUGUGGCUCACCAUGAUGUCGAGUACGUUGGAAAAAACUCAGCUCUGCCAGCGCUUUCUCAAGGAAUUUAUACUUCUGAUCGAGCAGGUCAACAAAAACCAGUUUUUUGCCGCCUUACUGACUGCCGUGUUAACCUACCACUUGGCCUGGGUACCAACUGUCAUGCCUGUUGAUCACCCCCCCAUUAAAGCCUUCUCGGAGAAGCGUACCUCUCAGUCGGUGAACAUGCUGGCCAAAACACAUCCGUACAAUCCUCUCUGGGCCCAGCUGGGUGACCUUUAUGGAGCGAUAGGCUCUCCGGUGAGACUGACCCGCACAGUGGUGAUUGGAAAGCAGAAGGAUUUGGUCCAGCGCAUCCUUUAUGUUCUGACCUACUUUCUCCGCUGUUCGGAACUACAAGAGAAUCAGCUGACCUGGAAUGGGACUCCUAGUGAGGAUGACCAGGUUAUAAACGGGAGCAAGAUUGUAACAGCCUUGGAAAAGGGAGAGGUGGAAGAGACUGAGUACGUGGUCGUCACGGUGAGAAACGAGCCUGCUCUUGUGCCGCCGGUCCUACCGCCAGUGACCACGGAGAGGAGGAGCCCGGAACCUACAGGAGUUGCUGAGACCCCAGAGGGCACGCAUACUCGUGAACUGGGUCACAGUCCUGAGAAAAACAAGUGCAAGAGGCCAGAGCAGAGUUCUGAGGCCAGUAGCGUGGGAUUCCAAGAGGCAGAACCUGACAGUUCCUGGACACCUCAAGGUGUAUUCUGUGAGGACAGCCAGGAUGAUCAAGAGGCACCCCAAGAUGUCUCUUCAAGACCUCCCAGCUCUGAGGUUCCCACGGUAAGAAUAAGCAUGGAUCGUAGAGUUGACCAUGAGGAGCUGCAUGGGGAGAUGCUACAGAAAGCAACUGAUAGAUCGUCAGCCUGGCCCUGCCCUGACAGACGUUCCCAGGAGGAGCCUUCUGUUGAAAAGGUCACUUUCCACAUUGGAAGCUCCGUCUCUCCAGAGUCUGACUUUGAAAGCCGCACCAAAAAAAUGGAGGAGCGGCUAAAGACCUGUGGCCCAUUCCAUGGGACUAGUGCCUCUGCCAGGCCUAACAUGGACACUGGCCUGGCUCAAGACCAUCAUGGCUCUAGGUGUUCCUCCAAAGCCCUUCCUCAGGACCAGUUCUCAGGGGGAGAAGGUGUCGCCGAGGACAGACACCUCCAGGCCAACAUCGUGGCAGGUGCUGUGGGACAGCUUAGCCAAGCUCAAGGCCCCCUCGAACCUUCUAGCUGUGCAGCAGCCAGUGGCCAGAAACCACUGGAAGACACUGGAGAUGUGCAAUUAAAAGGCAGGAAAAGACCUUCAUCACAGCCUAUAAACACAUGUAGCCAGCAGGGUAGCCUGCUGGGUGCUUCACAUGUCCCCUGUGGGGAUGCCAGUGGUAAGGCCCACUUCAGGAUGCAAGGAGACAUUCCCAGGAAUGAAAGCUUGGAUAGUGCUCUCGGAGACAGUGACGAUGAGGCGGGCGCAUUAGCUCCGCUAGACCUAGGUCACAGUUGUGACAGGACUGAAGGGUCCUUGGAAGUGGAGCUGCCUCUGCCAAGGUCUCAGAGCACCAGCAAACCAAGUGUUAGAAAUUUUGGCCGCUCACUUCUGGCGGGUUACUGUGCUACGUAUAUGCCGGAUUUGGUGCUGCAUGGAACCAGCAGUGAUGAGAAGCUGAAGCAGUGCCUGGCAGCUGAUCUGAUUCACACGGUGCAUCAUCCAGUACUUGACGAGCCCAUAGCCGAAGCUGUCUGUAUCAUCGCCGACACGGAGAAAUGGACCGUCCAGGUGGCUACGAGUCAGAGGAAGGUGAUGGACACCAUGAAGCUGGGCCAGGAUGUCUUGGUCUCCAACCAAGUGUCCUGUUUACUUCAGUCCAUUCUACAGCUCUAUAAGCUGCACCUUCCUGCCGACUUUUGCAUCAUGCAUCUGGAAGACAGACUACAGGAGAUGUACCUUAAGAGCAAAAUGCUUUCCGAGUAUCUCCGGGGACACACGCGUGUGCACGUGAAAGAACUGAGUGUGGUGCUGGGGAUCGAAUCUAACGACCUGCCUCUGCUGACCGCGAUUGCCAGUACUCAUUCUCCCUACGUGGCGCAGAUCCUCCUAUAGCCGACUGCGGGACAGUUCUUAGAAACCGAGUCGGAAGAGUGAGCUCUUGGUGUUGGCAAAGGCGUGGGAGCACGGAGCAGACACGGAGCCACGACGGAGUGGCUCUCUCAUCGGGAGAAAGUGACCUUCCUGGUGGGAGGAAAACGUCAGCCCUACAGUCAGACUAAGCAGACGACUCUGGUGCCGUUGGGCAGAAUAUUGAGGGCUGACUUUGGAGUGGGGGCAGCCAGCGAAUAGAGCAUUCCAUCAGGAAAAUGUUGCCUGUGUAAGCAUGAGAGAGCAAGAAGUAUUGCUCUAAGAACAAGCAGGAUUCUAGAUCGGAGCUCUCUUUACAGAUGGUGCCGUGAAGAAAGCCACAUUGUGCCGCUGUCUGCGCUGUGCCGCGUCACACAGGAUGUGGAAGGGGAGAGUGCUUUGUCACUCAGUUUGCUGUGACCCCAGUGCAGCCACAUACAGAUCUGAGGGACUGCUGGUGCAAUAAAGCCCAUGCGUGAUUCCGUCUAGCACCCGAUGCUCCUAUCGAGUGCAGCGGUCCGUAUCGGCCCGUGCAGUCUAACACUGGGUAAUCAUCUUCAGCUUUAGCGUCAGCAGCCUUCUCCAGAAAGACCUUCUACCAAAGUUGCUCCCAUGAGCUCAGGUGAGCUCCUCUGGUUGAGCCCUCCCAGCCCGAGCCUCUUUCCUCCUGCGAGUCCAUGCAGAUGCCUGCCUGCACUGAAAAGUGCAUCUGCCCACUGGGAAGUGAGCCCUGCAGCAGCUCGGAGGAAGGACGCAGGCAGUUUGGACAUGUAGAAGCAAUCCAUGCACGGUCUGUUUUUACACGAUCAGCUCUGCACUUUUUAAAACAUCUUUCCAGAAACUGACCAUGUAUAAACCUUGCCCAUGGUGAACUGUAAAAACCCAAAGAACCUUAGACUACUGAGCGUAACACAGUAUGUGUCCAGGACUUUAAAAACAAAAUCUGAUGUUUGAAAGCCAGGAGCCAGUCAGGUCAAGUCAAACCCUGUCAGGUCCUUGGAGGCCUGGCUUUUGGUGCUUGAGAAUGUGGGAUAGUGUCCAGGGGCUCAGACGACUUCCUAGUUUAUAUCUGAUAAAAUCCUGAUCCAUGUGACAUUUCUCUAUUCGUUGAGAGCGUGUGCUCCUGUGGACAAAUGCCAACGUCAUCUCUUAGUAGUCCGGAGCGUGGACGCGCCCUCUCUGCCCCGUCUCCCUUCCCCUCCUGCUCCCUCUCCUCUGUUCACCUUUUGUGAUUUGCAGAAGGUACCUCAAGGCACUUAAGAUCUUUAAUUUGCAUUUUUUGUGUUUGUCCCGUUCUUUGAAAGCUUUCCAUGUUCUGUGAGCUGGCAUUUGAGUUACUGAUUCCCACUUGCUGGCUCCACGGUGUCAUCCUUUGCUGGGAAUCCCACCCGGUCUCAGCUUUCCGAGCACGUGUUUUUCCUCGCCGUGGAGGAAUUGUCAAAGCAGAGGUCAGCCUUUCACCCUCACCGGCUCACAGUGCUCCCUGCUCCCCUCCUUUCUCCCAGCUUCUCUCGUUUACAUGUGGAUACUGCCUCAUCACCAUCUUCUGAGGUUCUGGAGAGAAGGACUCGGUACACAAUUGCUCAGUUCUCAUGUUGACAGCCAGACCUGAGGAACUACGCUGUCGGCAAGUUACUUCUCAGCCUCAUGCAUAAAAAUUUAGCCUGGGCCUUCAGAUCCUACAAAACAAUCUGCCUCUUACUCUAACGUUCCAAAUUUCAGAAAAGCUGGGCGGUCACGUGGGGUUAUCUCAGAGCCCUUCCUGGCCUCUCUUGCUGCUGCAGAGAAGGACACUCUCCUCCUCUCCUGGCUCCCAAGGUGUGGGACGUCCACAUUUUGUCUUAACGUCAGCCUGUUCUCAGAAGCGCAGCAGCAACCGAGUAUCUCACGGACUUCUGUUGAGACGCCCACACCCUGCAUCAUGGAUGGCUUUGUUUUGACAUAGCUGGAGAGUCCAAAAGGGACCCCACCUUCUCCUAGACCCAACUCAAGGGAAAAAAUUUUAAAAAACCUUUUUUUUUAAACGUUGUAAUAAAUCUACCUCAGUUGACAGGAUUCUACCUGCCCUUCGGGCCUCUUCGGCUCGGAAGUCUUACCUGCUGUGUCACUGCUUGUGGGACUGAGCAGCAAGUGAGGCAGGAGAUCGGGGCGGAAGUGUGUCAGUGUUCCUGUGAUGACCUCUUUCUAGCAUGUUGCGGUUUAUAUGCGAUAAGUCGAUAAGUGAUAUGAAUGUAUAGGCAAUUGUGUAUGUUUUAAAAGAUGACAAUGAAAAUUGAAAAUGUAGCUUCCAAACUUGUUCAUAAUUCCAAAGUAUCUUGUUUCAUCAGUGUUACGUGGUGUUUGUACAACUUCAGCUCAUGUUUCAGAAGUGUGCUGUUUUUUACGGACAGGAGCUCAUCUUCUCACGUCUCACAGAGUUGCUGUUUACACAUCACAACUUUUUAACUGUGUUUUUCAGAAUUCGCUUUUCUGGAGGGAAGAAAUUCCCCACUUGCUAAAUGAUCCUAAAUUGUUGUCUGGGCUUUUAAAAAUCAGGUCUUCGGGUUUUAUAAACUAGUCUGUAGCUUUUUAGGUUCUUUGUUAGUUGGACGUACAUAAGGAAUAUAAAAUGACCCUCACAUUCUUUCAGAUGUCUGGGGUUUUUCUCCAUCGAUGCACACUCGGGAUUCUGUUCACACGGACUUCAUCGUGAAAUCAAGAAGGUCCAUAGCGUCUCUUAGUCAAUGUGAAAUGGUUUGUUUGUUUGAUUUUUUUUUAUUGUGCUUGGCAGAAAGGACAUUUUAAUAUAAUUUUUACUUAAAGCAGCCCCUCUGAAUGUUAAUUUUUAAAAUGUUAAAAUUUGUUGAACAUCUGGAACAUGCGUUUGCAUUAUGUUUAAAUUUCAGUGUUUUAAAAAGGAAAAAUUCUGGGAUAAAUUAUUAUUGAACUUUCAUUAAGAGAAAUUUUUAGGACUGUUUUUUAAAUCAGUUGAAUGGAUACCUGUGUCAGUGUGGAAUUUUUUUUCCUUAAAGCAACAUUCAUGUAUUGUUUUAAUCCAUUUUUUCUGUGACAUUU
This is a messenger RNA of Chionomys nivalis (European snow vole), 6609 nucleotides long. It is a transcript of the gene Fnip2, whose product is annotated as folliculin interacting protein 2. Gene Ontology annotation, molecular function: ATPase inhibitor activity; protein-folding chaperone binding. Gene Ontology annotation, cellular component: cytoplasm. The record is from RefSeq and is a predicted model, not a curated record. The coding region runs from base 163 to 3540 and encodes 1125 amino acids. The transcript has 18 exons. NCBI's taxonomy places the organism in Eukaryota, Metazoa, Chordata, Mammalia, Rodentia, Cricetidae.